This is a messenger RNA of Euleptes europaea (tarantolino), 981 nucleotides long. RefSeq names its product beta-1,3-N-acetylgalactosaminyltransferase 1 (globoside blood group) (gene B3GALNT1). Gene Ontology annotation, molecular function: N-acetyl-beta-D-glucosaminide beta-(1,3)-galactosyltransferase activity. The transcript has a single exon. Lineage: Eukaryota; Metazoa; Chordata; Lepidosauria; Squamata; Sphaerodactylidae. Bases 22 to 981 code for a protein of 319 amino acids. The record is from RefSeq and is a predicted model, not a curated record. Gene Ontology annotation, cellular component: membrane.
GUGGUUGUUUUGAAGACUGUUAUGUCCGUGAUACACUUGAAAAGGAUUUUUUGGAGUGUGUCUCUUAUCUCUGCCAUAUUAAUGAUAUGGUAUAUGGCAAUUCCCUCCCGCACUGUAAUAGAAUAUAUAAACUGGAUAUAUUUCUAUGAGUAUGAACCUGUUUAUAAGCAGAAAUUUGUCUUCACGCUACGUGAGAGAAUAAAAUGUGAAGACAGCAACCCAUUUUUGGUUAUUUUGGUGACUUCAAGACCGGCAGAUGUGAAGGCAAGACAAGCCAUUAGGAUAACGUGGGGCUUUGAGAAAUCAUGGUGGGGCAACCAGGUUCAGACAAUGUUCUUACUGGGUCAAGGAGAAAAAGAUGACAGUUCCACCUUAUCAAUAGAAGAUGAAAGCAUUCUCUAUGGAGACAUAAUCCGUCAAGACUUCCUUGACACGUAUGACAACCUUACCUUAAAAACGAUAAUGGCCUUCAGAUGGGUGGCUGAGUUUUGUUCCAACACUCAGUAUGUUAUGAAAACUGAUUCUGAUGUCUUCAUCCACACCGGCAACUUAGUGAAAUUCCUUCUAAAGCAAAAUGCUUCAGAAAACUUCAUUACUGGAUACCCCUUAAUUAAUAAUCCCCCUCACAGAGGACUUUUCAAGAAAGUAUAUAUUUCUUAUGAUGAAUAUCCAUUUAAUGUCUAUCCUCUAUACUGUAGUGGAUUGGGUUAUAUCCUUAAUUCCAGGCUGGCUUGCAGGGUUUAUGAAAUGAUGCAUCAUGUCAAACCCAUUAAGUUUGAAGAUGUCUAUGUUGGGAUUUGUUUAAAUAUUCUCGGCGAGAGCGUCUAUAUUCCAGAAGAUGCAGAACUCUUCUUUUUAUAUAGAAUUAACUUUGAUAUCUGUAAAUACAAGCACUUGAUUGCAGUACAUGGCAUCUCUUCACAUGAAAUGAUUAGGUAUUGGCAAGAAAUAAUGAAAGAGACUUCAGUUCCUUGCCACUAA